This is a messenger RNA of Malurus melanocephalus (red-backed fairy wren), 2517 nucleotides long. RefSeq names its product inositol monophosphatase 1 (gene IMPA1). Gene Ontology annotation, biological process: inositol metabolic process; phosphatidylinositol phosphate biosynthetic process; signal transduction. The transcript is spliced from 9 exons. Bases 57 to 893 code for a protein of 278 amino acids. The record is from RefSeq and is a predicted model, not a curated record. Gene Ontology annotation, molecular function: inositol monophosphate 1-phosphatase activity. Lineage: Eukaryota; Metazoa; Chordata; Aves; Passeriformes; Maluridae.
GGCACCGUGAGGCGGGAGCGCCCCCGCCCAGCGCUCGGCUCUUUAUCUCGGAAAAGAUGGCAGAUCCCUGGCAAGAAUGUAUGGAUUAUGCAGUUGAUUUAGCAAGGAAAGCUGGGGAGAUAAUUCGUGGAGCACUGAAAGAAGAAAUAUCUGUUAUGACUAAAAGUUCACCUGUAGAUCUAGUGACAGAAACUGAUCAAAAAGUAGAAAACUUCCUUAUUUCUUUGAUAAAAGAAAAGUAUCCUUCUCACAGCUUUAUCGGAGAAGAAUCUGUUGCAGCUGGACAGGGCAGCAUUCUGACAGAUAACCCCACAUGGAUUAUAGACCCUAUUGAUGGAACUACCAACUUUGUACACAGGUUUCCAUUUGUGGCAGUUUCAAUUGGCUUUGUUGUAAACAAAAAGAUAGAGUUUGGAAUUGUGUAUAGUUGUGUAGAAGACAAAAUGUAUACUGCCAGAAAGGGAAAAGGUGCAUUUUGCAAUGGUCAGAAACUUCAAGUAUCGGGCCARCAAGAUAUUACUAAAUCCCUUUUAGUAACAGAAUUGGGGUCAAAUCGUGAUCCAGAGGCUAUAAAAAUAAUACUUUCGAAUAUGGAAAGACUUCUCAGUAUUCCUAUUCAUGGGAUUAGAGCUGUUGGUACAGCAGCUGUGAACAUGUGCCUUGUGGCAACGGGUGGAGCUGAUGCCUAUUAUGAAAUGGGGAUUCACUGCUGGGAUAUGGCCGGAGCUGGGAUCAUUAUUACUGAAGCUGGUGGAGUACUGCUGGACGUGACAGGUGGACCAUUUGAUUUGAUGUCUCGGAGAAUAAUUGCUGCAAGUAGUCAAGCUGUYGCAGAGAGAAUAGCCAAAGCACUUCAAGUAAUUCCUCUGAGAAGAGAUGAUGCGACCAACUGAACACCAAAGCUACACCAUAAAUGUCCUUAUCUAAUGUUGUCUGGUAUUCCCACAUGGUCGUUCUACACCUUGAAUCAAUGGUAGUCUUUUAGUACUGGCGUGGCUGCUAAGUUGAGCUUUGAGAUUGAAACAACAUUCUAAAUAAGCUUUAACUGUUGAGUAUUUUAUUUAACAUUUUUAUUAGAUAAAAAUCUAGAAAAAUAAAUAUAUGCAACUAGUAUUUUUAUGUUUUAUACUACACUGGAAUGCAUAGCAAGAGACUCUUUGGUGUAUAGAUAAAUAAAGAUCUCUAAUUCUGUAGUGACAAACAAAAACCACUGUCCUAACACCACAUCAUCACAUCUGAUCCUGAACCCAAAAUGAUGACGGCAUCACUGUUUAUCCAGUCUUACUCUCGCUGGUCUCCAGUGUAUCCAUUUCCUUACCUCAUUGCAGUUUUUGUGAAGGGAGUUCACACAUUUCUGAACUUGUUAGUUGCUGGUAGUUUUGACAACAAUUUUAAAGCCUUCAWUGCUUACCUAUCAUUGUUUUUGUAGUCAUGAUUUUACCUUUCUUAUGGUAGACAGACACAGUCUCUUCUUUAGCCUUGUAUGUGGCUAGUACUCUUGCAAAUCCAUUACAGUUUCAAAAGUAAAAGUUAUUGUGCCUGAGAAUACAUGUAUCUCCCAGAAUUAAGUUCUGAGCACACCUAUCACUCAAAAUUAAGAUGCAGUGUAAUUUGCAUUUUGUUAAUUUUGAUUGGCUUUCUUCAUGGAUGAGUGUGUUUUUAAGCCUAAGGAAUCAUUAAAUCCAACUCAGCUGGCAAAAAAAAAGCCCAUAGUCCUUAUUUUUUACAUAAUUUUCUGUAAGUUACGAAAGCUKUGACCAGCCAGGACCAGGUUUCCAUUGUGUUAUAGAAUGUAUACAGAAGAAGACACAUAGCUAAACCAAAAGGGUUUAUCAAUCUAAGAAAUAUUAGUGAUUUAAUUCUAGGUGUCAGUUGUUGUAAACUUUGAAAAUUGUAAUGGUUCUGUGCAUUUUUGUAUUUAAGGUUGUUAAAAGCAUCAGUGCACUGUUCAAAUAAUGAAUGCACUUUAAAAAAAGAUGUAACUCUGAUUGGUUUUUAGACUUUUUGUGUUGAAAAGAAAGUUGUCUCACUGGUUGUUCAGUCAAGAUACAGCAAUGCUUUGGAAAGCCUGACUUUUUGUACUUCUGUCCCACUAUUUUUAUUUUGAAAAAUGCUAUAUUGAAGUUUGAACAGAUUGCAUAUUAUAAAUGUCAGGCUUUUAUAUCAGUUGWUUUUUGCAGAUUUUUUCAGAAAUACUUAAUUGGAAGAUGUAUGUCAUGCCAGAUGAUCAAUGUUAACAAGGUCAGCCUGCUAUUUGAAGGUCUUCUUAAAAAGCCAGACUCACAAUUAUUUUAGUUUUAAAAAUUCCUAUUGACUAGGAUGGAARCCUUUUGAGCAUUUUGCUGUAACUUUAUUACUGUAAACAAUGUGGGAUCAUGGUUAUUUUUGAGAUAUCUUGUGUGUCAUUGCUGUGGCUUUUGUAUAACAAAAKCUACAUAACUUCAUUUGUGAAAUUGAGAUAUGUCUAAAAAAUACUUGAAAUGGGAAAAUGUUAGAAAUAAAUUCACUUUAGCAGCA